AUGUCUAAUCCUGAGAAAGCUCCUUUGAAUCCUGCUGGUGACCAGCAGGGAAGCGGCUUACUGCCUACCGCCCAGCCAGGCCAGCAGAACCCUCCUUACGAUAACUCUGCCCCUCCUGGCUACGAGCAAGGAGCCGCUGAGCUUCCUACCGACGAGAAGCAGCAGCAACCUCCUCAAUACGCUCCUCCUCCUGGAGCUGGGGUCGAAUCAUCACAAUCGGCUACGGACGAGAAGCGCAGACUGGACCAGCAAUACUUCCCUCCCCCUCCUCCUGGCCCUCCUCCUGCGCAAGAUCAACACCAGCAACCUGCCGCUCAUCCAAACCCUCUUCAGGGCAACCCAGUCAACGCUGCUCAGCAGCCCCAAGAGUCUCACAAGCCUCUCGAUACCCAGCAAAGCCAGCAAAACUACACCAUCCCACAGUACAACCCUGCUCAACCUGCUUUCGCUCCUCCUCCUACAAACCCUACAAACGAGCCGGUUCAGCCAACCACCACAGCUCCUACUCAUAGCGAGCCCGUCGCUCACAGUGCUGAUCAAGGACAUGGACAUGGCUUUUUCGGGCAUGGACACGGUCAAGAUGCAGGAAACACUUCUACGUUUGUCCCUCCCGAGGAAAACAAGAAGCCUGGCUGGAGCGAGCGUUUCAGCGCGCUUGGUAUGAAGGCUGCGGCACCCAUCAACAACUUGGCGCACAAGUUCGGUAGCCAAAGUUUCCUCCCCGAGACUCUUGAGAAGGAGUGUGACAAGGCCGCUUCUAUCCUAAAGUCCUUCUGCAAAAAUGGUGUCUAUGCCGACCCUACUUCAAGCCAGGUUCCCACAUCCACAGAUCCUAAGGCUGAAGCGACCAAUGACAAGAUUAUUGAUCCUACCAAGGAAAAGCCCAAGGAGCGAGUUCUUGUUAACAUCCCUCCCAAGGUUAUUGCCAAGGCUCAAGGUCUCGCCAUCUUCACUACCCUCCGUGCCGGCUAUGCCUUCUCUGGCGCCACUGGUUCCGGUAUUCUCAUCUCACGUCUCCCUGACGGAUCAUGGGGCCCACCCUCAGGUAUCCAGGUGCACUCUGUUGGCGCUGGUUUCAUGAUCGGUCUUGACAUCUACGACUGCGUUUGCGUCAUCAAUAGCCGAGAGGCGCUCAACGCUUUCGCCAAGACCCGCGUCGCUCUUGGUAGUGAUCUCGCUGUUGUCGCUGGUCCUUAUGGUGCUGGUGGUGCCGUUGAGAUCGGUGCUGCCAUGGACGGAAAGAAGUCUAAGGAGGCCAAGGAUGAAGAGGCUCCUCCCAAGCCUCCCCGACCUACCGAGGACAACCAGAACUUGAAGCCCGAGGAUGAGAAGCAGAAGAAGCGUCGCUCUUUGAGCGCCAGCGGUUUCAAACCUGUGUUUUCAUACGUCAAGUCUCGUGGCUUUUAUGCCGGUAUUCAAGUUGACGGCACAGUCGUGGUGGAGCGCAAGGACGCCAACGCUGCAUUCUAUGGCGAGCGCGUUUCCGUUGAGCAGAUCAUUCGAGGAGAGGUUCCUCGCCAGAGCCCAAACAGCAUGUGGCCCGCUGGCGCACGCAACCUCCUUGAGACCCUAAAGGGAGCUGAAGUCGGAUCUCUCAAGGUCAAGCACAGCAAGGAUGGUGCGUCCCCGACCAGAGACGGAUUCGGUGGCCUUUCUACCGACCCUUCGGUGCCAGUAACCUCGGGAGGCGUUCCUGGUGAUGCGGCGCAUCCCCCUGGUUAUGUUGAUGAUGGAGUUCACCGACCCGAGGUUGGAGAUGUCAAGUACCGUUAA
Molecule: messenger RNA, 1773 nt
Organism: Fusarium coffeatum
Lineage: Eukaryota; Fungi; Ascomycota; Sordariomycetes; Hypocreales; Nectriaceae
Exons: 2
Coding region: 1-1773 (590 amino acids)
Molecular function (GO): phosphatidylinositol binding
Source: RefSeq, a predicted model, not a curated record